AAGGCAUCCGGACCCCUCGGCACAAAGUCCAGCUGCCAUGAAGGAAAGCAGAUUAUUCCUGCUGCUCCUCUUUGUGGGACCCAUAUUUCUCGUCGUGUUCACCUUUUACAAAUGGGACAAGUCACAGGAAGAAAGAGAGGAGAUCCAUCGGAUGCAAGAACUGAGAAAGCAGCUGCUAAGAAGUCAGUGUGAUGGGGAUGUAGGAGAAUUUCCUGAGGGGAAGCGCAGUUUGGAAGACAUGAGUGACCAAGAGCUGAGUAAUCUCAUUGUGGAUGACAAACAUGGCAUCAUCUACUGUUACAUUCCCAAGGUGGCGUGUUCCAACUGGAAGAAGUUUUUCUUGGUCCUGAACCAGAGCAAUCCAAAUCUGGACCCCAUGUCCAUUUCCUCCGAGACAGCCCACAUCAACAUCCAGUUCAAUCUCCUAAACAGAUUCCCAAGAUCAGAGAUGAAGGAAAAGCUGAAUCACUACACAAAGUUCCUGUACGUCCGGGACCCAUUUGUUCGUCUCAUCUCCGCCUUCCGAAGCAAGUUCCAGAAGCCAGAUGAGCACUUCUAUAAAUUAUUUGGCCGGGACAUUCUUCGCAUGUAUGGCAACCAGUCUGAUCUGCCAAAGACAGUGGAAAAGGCGUUCGCAUCCGGUCUGCAUGUCUCAUUUUACAACUUUAUUCAGUACCUGGUGGACCCGCGGACAGAGCAGCCCUUUGAACCCCACUGGAGGCAGAUGCACAGACUGUGCCACCCCUGCCUCAUACGGUAUGAUUUUAUUGGCCACCUGGAGACUCUUCAACAGGAUACUGAACAGCUGCUGGAGAUGCUAAAUCUGGAGGUCAAAAUUAAGUUCCCCCCUUCCCAUGUAGACCUGACUUCCUCUGAUGCUUUGUCGGAAUGGUACAGCACAGUGCCCCUAGAGGACAGGAGGAAACUCUACACGCUCUAUGAAGAGGACUUCAGGCUUUUUGGCUUCAGAAAGCCUACUGAACUGCUUGAUGGUUGAGAUGAAAUCAUGAUUUGCAUUCUUUCCUACGCAGCGAGCGGCCAUAAACACCCCAAUAUUUAUUUAUGAGCAAAGGACGAUCAAGAUAAUUAUCUUACUGUCUGGCUUUCCCAAAUACAGGAAUUAUACGCACUGUUGUUACAUGUAUUUUUCUGCUAAUUAUUUCCAUUUCUAGCUGUUCUACACUACACCAUUAAAAUCUAGAGAAAGUCCACCUCAUAGUGAGAUUUGUCUUCUUCAACUCAUUUUACCCCUACUGAUUGUUGUUUGUUUCCACUCGUUUGUGAACAUAGUUGGCUAAAAGUAUCAAAUAAAUGAGAAACGGAUUAUUGUGUUAGUAAAAAAACUGAGAUCAGAGAUCAGCAGGCAGCAGCAAAUUGAGUGCUCUUUUGUCUUCCCUUUGAGUGAUUGGAGCAAAGAUGGAGACACACUCUUGGGGUGCGUCACAAGUCUCUUCAUUGCAUCGACGUUUCUUUUCCCUGCAUGGAAGCCAGGAGCAAGGAGAGAGGAAAACAAGGUAACAUGUUUUCAGAGGAAUAAGGCGUCCUUUCCUGUGAAGCGUCACGUGAAGCUACGUCUGUUUCUGAUGACGACGGCAGCCGAUCACAGCAGGAUCAGUCGUCUGUUGGCUUUAACACCUGUAGAGAGUUUGUGUCUGCACACAUGUGACUGAUACUACUAAAAGCACACAGUUAUCACUGUUUUCUAUCUGGAGCUUGUUACCUAUUUAACACCUGCACAUGAAUAACAACCUGCAUUCUGUAUUUCUACUGUGUAUAUCCUGCUUGGCACAGGAACCAUUUUUAAUGGCAGAAUGUGUUUGUAUUAUUUAUGUUUUAUUUGCAUCUGUAUUUAUUGAUAUUGUGAUUGUGACUCAGGAAUUAUUAGCCUCACAUUACUGAAUGGAAAUGAUGACAAAUUAUGUAAAAAGUGUUUCUUGCUGACAGACUCUCUCUGACUUACAUUGUAUCCAUAAUAAAAGUUAUGGGAGAAAUUAACAGAAGAAGGAAAAGACAAAUCUUUCUAACAAAUGAAGAAAGUAGUGUGUGGUCC
This is a messenger RNA of Anoplopoma fimbria (sablefish), 2050 nucleotides long. RefSeq names its product carbohydrate sulfotransferase 12-like. The transcript has 6 exons. Gene Ontology annotation, cellular component: membrane. The record is from RefSeq and is a predicted model, not a curated record. NCBI's taxonomy places the organism in Eukaryota, Metazoa, Chordata, Actinopteri, Perciformes, Anoplopomatidae. Gene Ontology annotation, biological process: carbohydrate biosynthetic process; proteoglycan biosynthetic process. Bases 38 to 997 code for a protein of 319 amino acids. Gene Ontology annotation, molecular function: sulfotransferase activity.